AUGUAUCGUGGUGUACGUAUGAGGAGUUGGGGAAAAUGGGUGUCUGAAAUCCGUGAGCCGCGAAAGAAAUCAAGAAUAUGGCUUGGAACCUUCCCAACAGCUGAGAUGGCAGCUCGGGCUCAUGAUGUAGCGGCUAUAGCCAUAAAAGGUCGUUCGGCUUACCUUAACUUUCCCGAAUUAUCCCACCUACUUCCACAACCAGCCACCACAUCACCAAAGGACAUCCGGGAAGCUGCCACCAAGGCUGCCGCCACAUGUGGUGGAGAUGAAGCUGAGCCACCAUGUCAACCCAUGCUUUCUCAUUCUCACUCGUCCACAACUUUAUCAUCAUCAUCAUCAUGCAACAUUCAAGAUUCAGUCACAUCGACAUCAAAUCAAGAAGAUGACACAUUUUUCGACUUGCCUGAUCUUGCUCUUGAAAACGCUGAUCGAAGUGAUGCUUUCUAUUUCUACCCUUCAUCUUGGCAAUUAGAGGCUGGAGCAGAUACAGGGUUUCGGCUUGAAAGUGAAGAGCCGUUUCUUUGGCACAUUUACCAGUGA
Messenger RNA from Lactuca saligna, 540 nucleotides. Lineage: Eukaryota; Viridiplantae; Streptophyta; Magnoliopsida; Asterales; Asteraceae. The record is from the annotation of a GenBank genome assembly.